Yarrowia lipolytica CLIB122 is the source of this 2553-nucleotide messenger RNA. RefSeq lists its product as uncharacterized. Gene Ontology annotation, cellular component: division septum; plasma membrane; cytoplasm. Gene Ontology annotation, biological process: small GTPase-mediated signal transduction. Gene Ontology annotation, molecular function: GTPase activator activity. Lineage: Eukaryota; Fungi; Ascomycota; Dipodascomycetes; Dipodascales. The record is from RefSeq and is a predicted model, not a curated record.
AUGCCCAGCUUUGCAGACUCGUUCUGGUCGUCGGACUACGCGGCCGGUCUGGGGGUGGUGUUUGACCAGCUCGACAAGGGCUGUAACGAAAACGACGAGGUUCUGGCGCUUGUCAAUGCUCGAAUGGAGGCUGAAGAGGCCUAUGGAAACCGUCUCAAGGAGAUCCCGACGCAGUUUGGCGAGACCAAGAAGACUGGCGGGUUUUUUGCGUCCAAAAACGGAGCUCUGGACGAAGGAGCGUCUCUCAAAAAGGCCUAUGAGGGGGUGCUUCACGAGAUGGGAGAAGAGGGAAAGGCCCAUCUGACUAUCGCCUCUAACAUGCGAGAUAUGGUGCAUUUGCCCUUCUCCAAAUGGGCGGACGAACAUCGGCAACGUGUCCAGUACUCGUAUAAGGUGCUGCGAUCCAAGGUCAAGAGUUACGACAAGGAGUACGUGGAGGUACAGAGAGCCCAGAAACGGUACUUCAACAAGUGCCGGCUUUACGAGGAGCUCAAGGAAAGCAGUGGCGAGACGGUUACCCCGGCUACAAGCGCCUCUCCAGCUUCGAUCGACCGUCAGCGAUCAGCUUCCACUGCCUCUGACGCUACUACCAUUGUCAGCAAGCCCAGUAUCAACCACCAUUCGAGAGCAGAGUCGAUAACUGUUUCCGAUCCCUCACGUGAGCUGUCGGAUAUUGGAGGACAGGUCUUUUCUUCUGCUGAGCUUGGGAAUCUCAUGAAGAAAGCCCUUCAGGAUAUCAAACGUGCCGAUCUCAAGGUCGCGAUCCUGGGAACAUACGAAAACGUGUCUUCUGGCGAUCAGAUUGUGUCAUGGAUUCAACAGAACGUCCCCAUUCCUUCGGAUUCGUCAGCUGUGGCUUUUGCUGAGCGAUUUGGACAGGAUCUCGUGACCCAGGGCUAUUUGCGGCUGGUGGGCCAGGUUGGAUCCAAAUUCGCAAACUCGUCUGCCUUCAGCUACCAAUGGCGAAAGAAGGCUUUCAUCGUGGCUGGACUUCAGGACGAUGACGACUCUCUGGAGGCUACAGUCGACAAAGUACGUCCUUUUGUAGGCGAGUAUCUUGGAGAGACGCUCUCUUCAUACGUUUCUUCUCGAGGCGCUCCCACAGAUGAGUCUCCUAUUCAGCGCGCCCUUCGAGAGGUGUCUGAGCUGGAUUCUCGAUACAAAAUCCAGGUUGCUAAGCUUGACGAUGUGCGAUGUACCCUGGAGGAGUCCGUCAUUGACCACCUUAAGUUCAUGGAGCGAUGCGAGAGUGAUCGACUCAAGGCUGUCAAGGCUGUGUUCCUUGAUUUCCUUGCAGCUGCUUCUAACUCGCUUCCCGCUCUUCAGUCGUCUGUGGAACGACUGCUGCUCUUCCAGGAGGCUAUUCAUCCUGCCGCCGAUCUGCGGUUCCUUGUCGAGUCGUUCCGAACAGGUCCUUUCACUCCCAAGGUGACAGUCUACGACAACUACUACAACUCGUCCGAUUCGCAGACGACUUUCGGCCUGGACUUGGAACUGCGUUGUAGGGGAGACAGAAGGAAGGUGCCGUCCAUUGUAUCUACCGUUCUCAAUCAUAUGGACGACCAGUACCCUCUUUUGGACAAUGACGAAGUGCGUCUUAAUGUGUGGACUGUUUCUGUCAGUCUGAAGACAACUCAUGCCCUGAGAAAGGAAUUGAAUACAGGAAAACCAGUGGACAAGGCGAUUCUCAAAAAGUACGAGCUCCCCGUUGCUGCAUCCAUUCUCAAGCUGUAUCUUUUGGAGCUUCCCGAUUCAUUGGUUCCUCAUCAGUACUACGAUGUCGUCAAACGUCUGUAUUCUGCAGGCCCUGGAGGACAGCCUCCCAGCCCCGAAGAACGAAUCCAGUCGUUGCAGAACACCUUUGCACAGCUGUUGGUAUCGAACAUUGCCACUCUGGACGCUAUUACCACCCACCUGGCCCGUUUGAUCCGCCUUACUAACGCUGGAGACGAGUACAUUCUCCAGCUGUCUCAGGAACUGUCGCAUUGCUUCCUGCGACCUCGGGUGGAAUCUCCUGUUACGUUUGGAGACAGACACGCCUACAGACUAGUCAAUGACCUACUGGUGUACCGGGACCAGAUUUUUCCCGAGCUGAAGCGCAAAAACUCAGCUUUUCGAUCUUCCAACUCCAUCAGCAAGAAGUCCACAAAGUCCGAGUCACGUGAUUCGUCACGUGGAGGGGCAGUCCCGACCUUUUCCGACUCACCUGUUCGAAGACAGUCGCUUAAGAACAGACUGGAGGCUAUCACCAAGAGUGAGCAGGACGCCAAGGAGUCGGCGGCUAAUGCCGAGUCCAGUUCUGGUACUGAGUCUCCAGGUAAAGAUAUUCCCCCUCCUUUGCCUGACAAGCGUCCUCUGAAGGGUAAGGAUAAUGAAGGAGGUGCUCCCCCUGUGCCUGAGAAGGACGUCAAGGACGGAAAGGGUCCCAAGGGCAAGGUUGGCAAGAUGUACGACCAGGAAAAUAACACGGGUAGUUUCUCGUCCGUGUCUUCGUCGGCCAUGUUCAAUGUCCAGCUGGAGGACGGUAAGGAGUCCAUUGUUAUUGAUGAUUAG